AUGGAGGGAGAAACCGACGAACCGGGGAGCCCGAAGUUUGAGAUUAUCACACCUAAAGGGAGGAGCAACAGCAGCAGGGGAUACACAGGCCCUGGCAUCGCAACGUAUGUCGUUGAUGAGGAGGGAAGUACAGAGAAAUUUGCGGGCGAAUAUAUCGGAGGCAUAAGACAUGGGCCGGGUGAGUACCAGUUUUCGGACGGCUCUCUGUUCAAGGGUAGCUAUGAAAACAACAAAAAGAGUGGACUAGGCGAUGCGACAUACAAGAAAAGAGAAGUCAACGAAGACGGUAUGGUUACUAGCACCAUUUUAGAUGGAGUUAAUAGUGCACCCAGAAGAGAGGCCCACGAGACUGGUGAAGCGAAAUAUUUUGGUCACUUCGUUGAAGGGGCACGGCAAACACAAGGCUGCAUGGUGUAUCCUAAUGGGGAUGUGUAUCAAGGAGAGUGGUUUGCUGGCCAGAAACACGGUGAGGGGUCCUACCGUUUCAGCGCAGACGGCUCCGUUCUUUCUGGUCACUGGGUGGCGGGGUCCUUGAAGAGGGGCCGUUGGAUCCUUCCUACCGGCGCAGUGUUCGUCGGGGAGUUCGAAUUGAAUAAACCAACUGGAAAGGGAGCAUGGAUCCUGCCUGGUGGCAGCCAGAGAAGAGAAGCAUCUAGUCAGGGGGGGAGUGAAGAGGUCGCGGCAGAGGAGGAAGAGGGGAGUGGGAAGUAUGAGAUAGAGCAAAUGCAGAUGCGUUGCAUCUGCUGUGUUGCUACCCGCGAGUAG
This is a messenger RNA of Eimeria mitis, 765 nucleotides long. RefSeq lists its product as uncharacterized. The record is from RefSeq and is a predicted model, not a curated record. Bases 1 to 765 code for a protein of 254 amino acids. The transcript is spliced from 5 exons. NCBI's taxonomy places the organism in Eukaryota, Apicomplexa, Conoidasida, Eucoccidiorida, Eimeriidae.